ACGAUCACGUGGUGGGGGGGGCGAGACCCGGAACUAAGCCUGGGUCACGUGGCAGUUGUCAUGGAGAAUGAGGUAGCGGAGGAGGGGCAGCCAGGGGGCGCGCGCUGCCGCCCGCCCUGGGGGAGGGCACCGCCCCGCCCGGCUCCGCCCCGGCAGGACACUGACAGCAAGGCAGCGGAAUGGAGAGCAAGUGCUGUCGUCACUCUGCGGUUUGCUCCAAGACAACCAUCUACACCUUUCUACUUGGAGGAGUCUUCAUUGCUCUGGGCUCGAGUCGAAUCCUCCUGAUGAAAUAUUCUGCCAAUGAAGAUAACAAAUAUGAUUAUCUUCCUACGACAGUGAACAUAUGUUCUGAAGUAGUAAAACUGUUCCUGUGCGUGGUAUUGGCACUAUGGGUUAAGAAAAAAGAGGGCUGCUUGGAUCAUCCAUUUGGAUGUCUUUCCUGGAAGAAUUUUUGUAAUUCCAUGAAAUGGUCGAUUCCUGCCUUUCUUUACUUUUUGGAUAACUUGAUUGUCUUCUACGUGCUGUCCUACCUCCAGCCGGCAAUGGCUGUCCUCUUCUCAAAUUUUGUCAUUAUAACAACAGCUCUUCUCUUCAGGAUAGUGCUAAAGCGAAAACUCUCUUGGGUACAGUGGGCAUCUCUGGUCAUCUUAUUCCUAUCCAUCGUCGCCCUGACACUAGGAACUGGAGGCCAUCAGCAGAGCUUGGCUGUACACGGGUUCCAUCACAGUAUGUUUUUCAGUCCAUCUAACCACUGCCUUCUUUCUGAUGGACUGGAGGAAAUGUGCAUGGAAAAUGGUAGCUGUGGAGCACCAAGAUUCCUUCCCGUCUUCCAGUGGAAUGUCACAAGUACCAUGGCAGGAGCAUUGAAACCUCUACGACUCAGUCUGGGACAUCUGCUUAUUCUAGUGCAGUGUUUCAUUUCUGCCCUGGCUAACAUCUACAAUGAAAAGAUAUUGAAAGAUGGGGAUCAGCUUGCUGAAAGCAUCUUCACACAGAACAGCAAACUGUAUGCCUUUGGGGUGUUGUUCAAUGGACUGAUGCUAGGCCUACAGGCUAAGGACCGGAGGCAGAUAGGGAAUUGUGGUUUCUUUUAUGGGCACAACGUCUUCUCAGUGGCUCUCAUAUUUGUCACUGCUUUCCUGGGGCUGUCUGUAGCCUUCAUCUUGAAGUUCCGAGACAAUAUGUUCCAUGUUAUGACAGCUCAGAUCACCACUGUCAUCAUCACCACUGUGUCUUUUGUCAUCUUUGACUUCAGGCCUUCCUUAGAGUUCUUUUUGGAAGCUCCUGUAGUGCUUCUUUCCAUAUUCAUCUAUAAUGCCAGUAAACCAAGAGGCCUGGAAUAUGCUGCUAUGAGGGAAAGGGGCAAGCUCUUCAAAGGAGACGCAUGGGAGAGGUCAAGUGGGGAUGGAGAAGAAUUUGAGAGGCUGAACAAACCAAGCAGUGACAUCGAUACAGAUGAAGAUUCGCUCUAGCAUGGAGCAGGCUGAGAAGAAUGCUAUUACUCAUAGUGAACAAGUUGGAGUGAUUCUGUUGGAUUGGCCAGGCAGGUUUCUUUUAAUAAUGGAAGAGAACUGUGUAUUCUCUCAGCAGUAACAGGAACAUUAACUGUCUAAAAAUGGGUAAGGACUUAAUAUAAACUUAGCAAUAAAAAGUGCAUAAUCAAUUCAGAAAUAUGACCAUGCAAUUCUGUGCAGUCAUACUGCCCAUGGCAAUAGUCAAAUGUAAUGUGUGUAUGACAUUUGUUAGAGAAAGUGACUAUAACCACUGUCAGCUGAAAAACAACUCUGGUUAGCAAGUGAGGCUGUUUUGUAGAGCAAUACCUAGCAAAUAGAUCAUGUGACCCCUACUGCAAUAACAGUGGUUAAGUAUUUCCACUGUGUGGUCCUUCACCUACUCUGUGUCACAAAGUUUUUUUUUUUUUUUUUUUUUGCUUCUCCAACUUACUAUUUUUCUUCUCAAAUGGCAAUAAGGAAUUUUAUUAGGAGCUUUUUGGAGAUCAGUAUUACUUUGACACAUAGUCUUUAAUGAGGGUGUUGGACAGAAAGCUCUUUUGAAGUUGUGAUUCAGAGCCCAGAUUCACAAACGUUUGAACUUUAUCACUGUUAGAAUGUUACGUUCCUCCCUUGAGUGGGAGAAAUUUGUUCAUAAAACCUCUGAGGAAGAGAGAUCUCUUCAUGUUUCUCUUGUUUAUAACAAGUUUGUUAAAGUAAUUUUUGUUUUGGUUAAUUUCAGCUACUUUGCGAAUGUAGAAACCAAGCCAUUGUGCUUGAAGGACAGCCUGUGGAUUAAAACAGCUGUUUUGAGCUGAAUCAAAUCCCAGAAAUAUGUAUGAGAAAAAAGUUUAGAAAUUUUCCUUCAUCGCGUGGAAACUUCACACUCAGAACUGUAAAAAUAGGACCUGAGUCUCAAUAAACCUGUCUUCAGAGUGAUGCUGCAGGGACAGAAGCGAUAUUUUUUUAUCUGAUCUGCGUUUGGCAAAAUGAAAUGUUGGUUUGGAGUAGUGUCUCUCUCUGACACUUGGCAUCUUUGUGGUAACUAUAUAUUGCUGUUAAAAGGAUUAGUGUUCCUCUAGACUUUGCUUUUAGUUUUCCACAGGGAGAGGUAAGUUGCAAAAUCAGGAUUUUAAACCAUUGCUAAAAGUUCUUAGUAAUUUUGAGCCAGUUUGUAAUGAAGGCACAAGAAUGUAGAAUCAUACUGAGUGUCUCAAAUUUUAUGAAUAUUGAAAUGUACAGUUUUCGUUAAGAGCACAUCCCCAACCUCCCUUAUCAGUGGACAGCUUGUUUAGAGUUGCUUUUUUGUAAUGCAGCUCCCACAGCUAAUGCUGGGUUUGAUACUUGCACAACUUGGAUUAGGCAUUUCCCUCUCUUUUGUAAGUUUACUGUCUCUUCCUCCUGCUCAGCACGGGAUGUUCAGGUUCCAUGUUUUGUACUGUCAAUUAAAAGGGCUUUCAUUUUUCAUUUGCAUGAAAAAUAAGAUUACAGGAAAGUUGAAAUGAACACCUGAAAGAAAACACUCCGGAGAUGUUUCUCCUUUUGUCAACAGGCGGUGGCUGUUAGGUACACUUUCCUCUGCUUUUGCUUUAGGCAAAGAUGGUUAGGUAACUGACCUUAAUGCAUUGGUUCAGUAAGUACUUGUUCCCUAAAACUGAGCUAUGGGACUUGGUCUUUUUUUCUAGAAUGCUUUCAGGUCUAUGACUUCUCUUAAAAAAAAAAAAAUCUGUCCUCUUUGUUUGUUUAUUUUCUCUAUCCACUGCUUUCAGCUGCAAAAGUUCUGUAGAUAAAGAGAAGGCUUGGAAGUUCUCUGCAGGCGGCAGUGCUCUCAGAAAGGGUCUGUCAGAAAUCAACCUUAGCCCACUUAGCUCCAGAUAUAAAGCUGAGAGGUUUAAGAUAGAAGCAGUAUCCUGUGUUGGCUAGACCUUGUGGCAGAGAGCAGACAGCCCUGGAGGGUGACUAGCUGUUUAAUGCAAAGGAACAACUGGCCAGGCCCUGUGACCUCUUGACAUCCGUCUGCCUUUCAGAAGGGCAAGCAAGAUAUGACCUUUUAUGACUAGGUUUCUAAGGAAAGUAUCUGGUUUGAGGUGAACUCAUUGCUCUACCCAGUUUUGUAUUGUUUAUUCCCUUCCCCCUCCCUUCCCUCCAGAAAAAAACAAAAAAAUCCACAACUGGAGAGAAAAAAAAAAGUAGAAAAAAGGGAAAUACUAAA
Molecule: messenger RNA, 3705 nt
Organism: Numida meleagris (helmeted guineafowl)
Lineage: Eukaryota; Metazoa; Chordata; Aves; Galliformes; Numididae
Gene: SLC35A5
Product: solute carrier family 35 member A5
Exons: 8
Coding region: 180-1475 (431 amino acids)
Biological process (GO): pyrimidine nucleotide-sugar transmembrane transport
Cellular component (GO): Golgi membrane
Molecular function (GO): pyrimidine nucleotide-sugar transmembrane transporter activity
Source: RefSeq, a predicted model, not a curated record